GGCCCGAGCGAGCACCGGCCCGUCUGGAGCGUGGUUUGUUGGGGCUGGGCCUGAUCUUCAGGUGCUUGCUAAAAUUUGAAAUUGAUAGCAGGAGUCGUAUAACGUUCCCGUGUCUUUUUAGCGAGUGUGCUUUGUGCUGCUGAGAGGUGAAAUCGCAGCCCCGUGAGACUGUGGGGUGACCAUGGACAAGAAGCUUUAGAGUCAGCCCAUGUUUGUGUGAUAAACGCGACGGCCACAGGGACUGAAAUACUCAAAAACUUAGUGCUACCUGGUAUUGGUUCAUUUACAAUUGUGGAUGGGAAUCGGGUAUCCGGAGAAGACGUUGGAAAUAAGUAGUUUCUUUCUUCAAAAAAGCCACAUUGGUCAGAGUCGUGCCCAGAGUGCUACUGAACUUCUGCAGGAGUUGAAUAAUGAUGUUUCUGGAAACUUUGUGGAAGAGAGUCCAGAAACACUUCUAGACAACGACCCCUCCUUCUUUAAUCGAUUUAACUUAGUGGUUGCAACACAGCUAUCGGAAAGUACAGUGCUACGUUUAGCUGAACUCCUCUGGAAUUCUAACAUUCCUUUGCUGAUCUGUAGGACUUAUGGACUGGUUGGUUAUAUGAGAAUCAUUAUCAAGGAGCAUCCAGUUGUUGAAUCUCAUCCUGACAAUACAUUAGAGGAUCUGAGGCUGGACAAGCCGUUUCCAGAACUGACAGAGCACAUUCAGUCUUAUGACUUGGAUCAUAUGGACAAAAAGGACCACAGCCACACUCCAUGGAUUGUGAUUGUUGCCAAGUAUCUAACAAAAUGGUUCAACGAGAAAAGUGAUCAGUUGCCUAAAAGUUACAAAGAGAAAGAAGCCUUCAGACAACUGAUCCGGCAAGGUAUCUUAAAGAAUGAAAAUGGGACUCCAGAAGAUGAGGAAAACUUUGAAGAAGCUAUUAAAAAUGUGAACACAGCAUUAAAUACUACAAAGAUUCCAAGGUGUAUUGAAGAGAUUUUUAAUGAUGAUUGCUGUGUAAAUCUCACAGAGCAGUCCCCGUCCUUCUGGAUUCUGGUUCGAGCUGUAAAGGAAUUUGUGGCAAAUGAGGGGCAAGGAUGCUUACCUGUCAGGGGCACAAUUCCUGAUAUGAUAGCAGACUCCAGUAAAUUUAUCAAAUUACAAAAUGUAUAUCGUGAGAAAGCAAAGAGGGAUAUUGCUGCUGUGGGUAACCAUGCUGCCAAAUUGUUACAGUCCCUAGGCAAGGCGCCGGAAUCGAUUUCGGAGAGAGAAUUGAAAUUGCUUUGCAGCAACUCAGCUUUUCUUCGUGUAGUGAGAUGUAGGUCUCUGUCUGAAGAAUAUGGUUUAAACACUUUUAACAAGGAUGAAAUUAUUUCUAACAUGGAUAACCCGGACAGUGAAGUAGUGUUGUACUUAAUGCUACGUGCUGUUGAUAGAUUUUAUAAGCAGCAUGGUAGAUAUCCAGGUGUCUACAACUAUCAAGUAGAAGAUGAUAUUGGAAAACUGAAGUCAUGCCUUACUAGUUUCUUACAAGAGCAUGGGUUGUCUGUACUGGUUAAAGAUGAUUAUGUUCAUGAGUUUUGUCGCUAUGGAGCUGCUGAGCCACAUGCAAUUGCUGCCUUCAUGGGAGGAGCUGCUGCUCAGGAGAUCAUUAAGGUCAUCACGGGGCAGUUCGUGAUUUUUAACAACACCUAUAUUUACAGCGGGAUGUCACAGACGUCAGCCACUUUCCAGCUGUAGGAUGACGAUGUCCUUUCGUUGCCGCCGAGCGGUGCUGCAGCGCUCCGUACAUAGCGCCGGUGCGCCGCGGGGCGGGCCGUCGGGCAGUACCCGCGUACUGAACUCCUUGGUUGUGUUUUGUUUUCCUUUCCCUGAGGACGAAUAAAAUGAUCCCAAAUCCUGA
Messenger RNA from Gallus gallus (chicken), 1886 nucleotides. It is a transcript of the gene NAE1, whose product is annotated as NEDD8 activating enzyme E1 subunit 1. Gene Ontology annotation, biological process: DNA damage response; ubiquitin-dependent protein catabolic process; protein ubiquitination. The coding region runs from base 296 to 1723 and encodes 475 amino acids. The record is from RefSeq and is a predicted model, not a curated record. NCBI's taxonomy places the organism in Eukaryota, Metazoa, Chordata, Aves, Galliformes, Phasianidae. Gene Ontology annotation, cellular component: nucleus; cytoplasm. Gene Ontology annotation, molecular function: NEDD8 activating enzyme activity; ubiquitin activating enzyme activity. The transcript is spliced from 20 exons.